GGAAGGACGGAGCGCCUGGCCAGGAGUGGGAGCCUGGGCAGAGAGUACGGGCCACCAGCGUCAGGCCACGGGACAGAGGGACACCCUCAUUGUCCCCAGGGGACCAGACCAGGUGCGCCCUCCGCAGGAGGUUGCACCGUUUGGAAGGCACAGGCGCCCCGCCCCAGCUGGGCCAUGGCGCCCCCAAGGGACGUGGUGAAGAUCGCCGUUCAGAAGCGUGAUGCCAUCCCGCAGCUCAUCCAGCUGGACCAGGCAAAGCCCCUGGCCGCUGUGCUGAAGGAGGUGUGCGAUGCGUGGAGCCUGGCUCACCCUGAGCGCUAUGCCCUGCAGUUUGCGGAUGGGCACAAGAGAUACAUCACUGAGAAUAACCGCUCAGAGAUCAAGAAUGGCAGCAUCCUGUGCCUCAGCACUGCCCCAGACCUUGAGGCUGAGCAGCUGUUGGGUGGGCUGCAGCGUGGGAGUCGUGAAGGGCGCCGGGAUGCCCUGCAGCACCUUGCCCUGCUGGCUCCCGACAUGACCUUUGCCCAGGAGGUCAUCAGCCGUGAUGGGCUAAAGAGGCUAGGCGCCAUCAUUGAGGAAGGGGAAGACCUAGGGGAGGUGCUGGCCCUCGCACUGCAGGCCUUCUUGGAGCUCAUGGAGCACGGCGUGGUGUCCUGGGAGACGCUCACUAUCCCCUUUGUUAAGAAGGUGGCAGAUUAUGUGAACAUGAACCUGAUGGACCCCUCUGUGCAGCCCCUGGCCCUCAGAUUGCUGGAGAGUGUGACCUUGAGCAGCUCUGUCCUGGGCCAGGUGGUCAAAAAUGAGGUUUCACCGAAUAGGCUGCUGGUACACCUACAGGUGAUGAACCAGCAGCUGCAAACCAAGGCCAUGGCUCUGCUGACGGCCUUGCUGCAGGGGGCCAGCCCUGCCGAACGUAAGGACAUGCUUAACCACCUGUGGCAGAGAAACCUUCGCCAGUUCAUCUAUAAGAACAUCAUCCAUAGCGCAGUGCCAAUGGGUGACGAGAUGGCUCACCACUUGUACGUGCUGCAGUCCCUUACUCUGGGGCUGCUGGAGCCACGCAUGCGGACACCACUGGACCCCUACAGCCAGGAGCAGCGGGAGCAGCUGCAGUCCCUGCGCCAGGCUGCCUUCGAGCCAGAAGGGGAGUCCCCCAGUGCCGGGCUGAGUGCUGACCGUCGCCGUUCCCUAUGCGCCCGCGAGUUCCGCAAGCUGGGCUUCUCCAACAGCAACCCCGCGCAAGACCUAGAGCGUGUGCCCCCUGGCCUGCUGGCCCUGGACAACAUGCUCUACUUCUCCAAAAAUGCACCCAGCGCCUACAGCCGGUUUGUGUUGGAGAACAGCAGUCGUGAGGACAAGCACGAGUGCCCCUUUGCGCGGAGCAGUAUCCAGCUGACCGUGCUGCUGUGUGAGCUGCUCCACGUUGGGGAGCCCUGCUCCGAAACGGCCCAGGACUUUUCACCCAUGUUCUUCGGCCAAGACCAGAGUUUCCAUGAGCUGUUUUGCGUGAGCAUCCAGCUGCUGAAUAAGACUUGGAAGGAGAUGCGGGCCACACAGGAGGACUUUGACAAGGUCAUGCAAGUGGUCCGGGAGCAGCUGGCCCGCACACUGGCCCUGAAGCCCAGCUCCCUGGAGCUCUUCCGAACCAAGGUGAACGCACUCAACUAUGGGGAGGUGCUGCGACUGAGGCAGACUGAGCGGCUGCAUCAGGAGGGCACGCUGGCCCCUCCCAUACUGGAGCUUCGGGAGAAGCUGAAGCCAGAGCUCAUGGGCCUGAUCCGCCAGCAGCGUUUGCUCCGCCUCUGCGAGGGGACGCUCUUCCGCAAGAUCAGCAGCAGGAGGCGCCAGGACAAGCUGUGGUUCUGCUGCCUGUCCCCCAACCACAAAGUGCUGCAGUACGGGGAUGUGGAGGAUGGUGCCAGUCCACCUGCCCCCGAGAGCCUCCCAGAGCAGCUCCCUGUGGCUGACAUCAGGGCACUACUGACCGGCAAGGACUGCCCCCACGUCCGGGAGAAGGGCUCAGUGAAGCAGAACAAGGACCUCUAUGAAUUAGCUUUCUCAGUCAGCUAUGACCAUGGGGAAGAGGAGGCGUACCUCAACUUCAUUGCCCCCUCCAAACAGGAGUUCCACCUGUGGACAGAUGGGCUGAGCACCCUGCUGGGCAGUCCUAUGGGCAGUGAGCAGACACGGCUAGACCUGGAGCAGCUGCUGACCAUGGAGACCAAGUUGCGCUUGUUGGAGCUGGAGAAUGUGCCAAUUCCUGAGCAGCCACCUCCUAUCCCCCCGCCCCCCACCAACUUCAACUUCUGCUAUGACUGCAGCAUCGCUGAACCUUAA
Messenger RNA from Pteronotus mesoamericanus, 2337 nucleotides. RefSeq names its product engulfment and cell motility 3 (gene ELMO3). The transcript is spliced from 20 exons. The record is from RefSeq and is a predicted model, not a curated record. Lineage: Eukaryota; Metazoa; Chordata; Mammalia; Chiroptera; Mormoopidae. Gene Ontology annotation, biological process: cell motility; actin filament organization. Bases 175 to 2337 code for a protein of 720 amino acids.